UUCACUUAUCCAUCUGGUUAAAAAGCGUUUAGGGAUUUUAGCUUAUGUCAGUUCGUGACGAAAACUCUAAAUCUAAUUCCUGACAACCAUUUGCAAACUACAAUCCUUAUUCUGUACACAGAUGAACAUUCUCAAGGCCACUUCAACGUCGCUCGAAGGUCGUCCAUAAAUUAUGGUCUCACCGUACGCGUUAUAUAAAGAAAAAAAUGUUAGAUCAGCAAGCGUUUUAUGAUACCUUUCGUUGCAGCCGUCGUGACGUACUCCAUCCUUAACCUGGAAGCAACAGACAUCAAUCAUCUAUAAAAUUCAAUUUUAAUAGUUGCUUCUUGUUUAUCUAAACAAUAACAGUAAUAAUAAUAAUAAUCUAAUGUGUAGUCAAGAAGAAGAUUGUUCUUGUUUAUUCACUUCAAUCAUUAAAAAGAAUGAAAGAUUAUCACAUUGUAUAAAAUGUCAAUCUCCAUCAUCUAUAUUAAUUAGAAAAGAUGAUCCAUCAUUAUGCAAAUCAUGUUUUAUUAAUAAUUGUUUACAUAAAAUUAAUACAGGAUUUGGAAAAUAUAAAAUAACUACUGAAAUAAGUAGUAUAGCUAUAGGUUAUUCUGGUGGUCAAAAUUCAUCAACUUUAUUAAAAUUAAUAAUACAAAAUAAUAAUAAUCAUAAUCAUAAUGAUAAUGGAAUAAAGAAACGAACUAAGAAGAUUGUACCAAAAGUAUUUCAUCUUAUUGAGCCACAUGAUUCACAAGAAAAUUUAGAUUUAAUUACCAAAAUAAUGAAAAAUAGUAAUUUUGAAUAUUAUAAUAUUACUAUAGAUGAAAUUUCAGAAAAUAAUAAACGGGAAACUAGAUUGACAUCUUUAUCACUUAGUAAUAAACAACGAUUUAAUGAUUAUAAUCGUUUAAAUUUACUCAUUGAUUGUACACGUAAACUUAAUUGUAAUUAUUUAGUUUUGGGUGAAUGUGGUAAUAGAGUUACUGUGAAAUAUUUAUUAGAAAUUAUAGAAGGUCGUGGAAAUUAUAGCAGUAUACAAACAUCAUUCUUAGAUGAACGAUACCAAGAUAUAACAAUUGUUAGACCAUUACGUGAUUUUCUGGCGAAAGAAAUAGCCUUAUUUGCUCAUUUUAUGCAUUUGGAGUUUAUUACACCUAAUGAUCCAUUAACAUCAAUUGUUCUUAAAAAUCCCAAUGUCAAUACAUUGGAAAGAUUAACUCAAGAUUUCUUAGCUGCACUGCAAUCUGGUGGAUUCCCGUCGACUACUGGAACUAUUCUUAGAACAUCUUCGAAAGUUGUUCUGGAAAAUGACUCUCAAAUUACAUGUCGUUUCUGUCAUUUUCCUAUAUCCAAUACUGACUCGUCUAAUGAUCCUGACAGGUUGGCUAUAGAAUCUAUGAUACAUUCUUCUUCUUUGUCCAAUCCUGAUUCUUUUAGUAAAGAAACAGUUACUGGAAUUAUUGAGAAGGACUUAUGUCUCUCCUGUUCACUAAUGUUCAAGGAACUUUCUCUUUGUACAUAAAAAAAAAACAUUUUUAAUACUUUUUCCCAGUCUCUGUUUUGCUACUUUUUAUCCCAAACAGUGCAGGCCCACUAGAUAAAAAAAAGUGGUAACACAAUUAAUGAUGCAAUCUUCUAAUAAAUUGUUUUCCAUAUGUUAUAUUAGGUAAUGUUUAAAGAUUGGUUUGUAUUGUUAUCCCUCAGCGAUUUAGAAUAGAGCUUGAGUGUGGAAAGCUUCGUAUUGAAGUCCUUAAGGUUAGAAAACGUUUAUAAUAUUCUGUCGUGUGAUUGUAAUCCACUAAGGGGACCCUAAAUUGUGGAAAUCUGAUAGGUAAGGGUAGUUCUCGCGUGGGGUUCUUGAAGACUUGAGUCUAUAGGAGGGCGUGUAGACAAAAGUAGUCCGACACCUAAUACCGGGUGCCAGACGUUUUCACUCACUGGGACUGACUAAUCGCUUACUCCGUUUGCUCUCUCCGCUCAUACCUCGACAGAAUUCUCGAAAAUCAAUAGCAAGUACCUCAGAGACUAGCUUUAUUCAUACUUCAUGUUUAUGUUGUCUCUAGACAACUAAAUAUCUAUCUAAACUGUCCAAGGUGACAAUAUAAAAUUUAAAGAGAGUAUUAAAUUUGUUAUUCUAUGUUCUAUGCAAACC
This is a messenger RNA of Schistosoma spindalis, 2137 nucleotides long. NCBI's taxonomy places the organism in Eukaryota, Metazoa, Platyhelminthes, Trematoda, Strigeidida, Schistosomatidae. The record is from the annotation of a GenBank genome assembly.